Molecule: messenger RNA, 2370 nt
Organism: Tyto alba (common barn owl)
Lineage: Eukaryota; Metazoa; Chordata; Aves; Strigiformes; Tytonidae
Product: heterochromatin-associated protein MENT-like
Exons: 8
Coding region: 57-1286 (409 amino acids)
Biological process (GO): negative regulation of endopeptidase activity
Molecular function (GO): serine-type endopeptidase inhibitor activity
Source: RefSeq, a predicted model, not a curated record
ACCUGACCAAGGACAAGACAUAAGUCUUCUCUCUCACGGGAUCAGAGGUUGUAGCAAUGGAACAGGUGUCAGCAUCAGUUGGCAAAUUUACAGUCGAUCUUUUCAACAAGCUGAAUGAGACCAACAAGGGCAAAAACAUUUUCUUUUCCCCUUGGAGCAUAUCAUCUGCUCUGGCUCUGGUGUACCUGGGUACAAAAGGCAAUACAGCAGCAGAGAUGGCAGAGGUUCUUCAUUUCACUCAAGCAGCAGGAGCUGAAGGCUCUUCUGUGGCCAGACCUUCUCGGGGAAGACCAAAGAGAAGAAAAAUGGAUCCUGAGCACAAUCAAACCGAAUAUAUUCAUUCUGGCUUCAAAAAGCUCCUGACUGCCAUCAACAAACCCAGAAACAGCUACUCACUGAAAAGUGCCAACCGCAUUUACAUGGAAAAAACCUUCUCAUUACUGCCUGAAUACAUACAGCUCAGUAAGGAAUACUACAAAGCAGAGCCACACAAGGUUAACUUUAAGACAGCACCGGAACAAUCUAGAAAGGAAAUCAACAUUUGGGUUGAAAAACAAACUGAGGGCAAAAUCAAGAAUUUGCUGAGUUCACAAGAUGUGUUAAACUCCACCAAGCUGGUCCUGGUAAAUGCCAUUUACUUCAAGGCAGAAUGGGAAGAGAAAUUUCAGGCAGAAGCUACAGAUCUGCAACCGUUCCGGCUGAGUAAGAACAAGACCAAGCCUGUGAAGAUGAUGUACAUGAGACAUACAUUUCCAGUUCUCAUCAUGGAAACAAUGAAUUUCAAAAUGAUUGAGUUGCCGUAUGUGAAACAUGAACUCAGUAUGUUCAUCCUCCUUCCCAAUGACAUCAAAGACAGCACUACGGGUCUUGAACAGCUGGAAAGAGAACUGACGUAUGAGAAGCUGUCCGAAUGGACUGAUUCCAAGAAGAUGACAAAAACUCUUGUGGAUCUGUACCUACCUAAGUUCACAAUGGAGGAGACAUAUGACCUCAGUAAUAAGCUGAGCAGCAUGGGGAUGCGCACUGCCUUCACCAGCAAUGCUGAUUUCAGAGGAAUGUCUGAAAAGGGUGAUGUGCUGAUCUCCAAAGUUUUGCACAAGUCUUUUGUUGCAGUUGAUGAGAAAGGCACUGAGGCAGCUGCUGCUACUGUAAUUACAGGAAUAACAAGUGGACCUCCUGGCCAUGCUCUGAAAUUUAAGGCUGACCACCCCUUCCACUUCUUCAUCAGACACAAUCAAUCCAAGAGCAUUCUCUUUUUUGGCAGAUUCUGCUCUCCCCCUGAAUGAGCUUAUUAUUUGCUCCCAGACAGCACCGAAGGUUCACUGUUCAAUGGAAAAAUGUGACCUGCAGUGUAAAAUGGUCAACCUUAAGCCAUGUAGCCACAUGUACUGAAAGUGUACAUCCUUUUUCUUCCCCACCCCCGCCCCCCCAAGUAAGGCAGCACCCAGAGACCACCCUGUGCCUCAAAAACCACCCUUCUAUUGCUCCUUUCCAUUGUCCUAAUGAGGGAGCCCUCCACAUAAAACAGAGAGCAGAAUUUUGCUCCCUUGUCUCAAAUCUGCUCUUCUGGCUUUGUUGUUUGAGAGUAAGGUGGAGCUAUAAAAGGUCUCUGCAAACAGGCCAUCAUCUAGCCCCAUGCCAAAUGCUGACUUCAAGGGAAAUGCAGUUCAUCCUCCUGAAUCUCCUAGAGAGGAAAAAAAAAAUCCCUGAAAUAAAAAAAGAACUUGUAGAAAUCCAUAUGUUCUCUUCUUCUCACUGGGAAACCUGCCUUGGCAUUACAAUGCAGUUUCCUUAUGUUCAUUUCAAAUUUAAAGACUGUUGGAAAUUAACAAAAUCUAAUACAAACCCAGAAUAAUCUUAAAAUGCCCCUCACCUUCCCCUUUCUUACCAUGUAUAUAAAGACACAUUACAUUCAAUCUCUCCUGCCCUUGCAGCUUCAUAAAGAAAUGAGGGAGCGAGGGAAAAUGGUUCAGCCCUUAACAUUUAAUCACCGACUUCUAAUCACCUUUCAUUUUUUCCUCAUUUUUCUAAACUUUGUAGGUUAAGGUUGCUGAGAGUUCCAAGUAGCAAAAAUGCAAAGAAAAGUAUAAGCACCAUGCUUCUUGCUACCUCUUAUUGAUAUGUAAUCUAAAACCUCAAGAAUUCAAACCAGCUUCCUCAUUUAAUAUACCAGUUUCCUGGCUAAUAUCUGCAGUUUCCUUGCUACCUGUAUCAUUGAUCUAUGCAUGAUUUAUGUAAUGAUUUAUAAUGAAUUAUGUAACUUAUGAGUGCAUCGCAGCAAAGAUAGUCAUAGUAUUGACAGAAACACCAGUGAUUUUGACUGAUGCUUCAUAAAUUUACUGUGAUUUGCAUUUAAUCCAAUAAAUGACC